UAUGACAGCCUCCGUGCUCCUCCAUCCCCGCUGGAUCGAGCCCGUCAUGUUCCUCUACGACAACAGCCUGGAUGAGAUCAAUAAGAACAUGGAAGGGUUUCACGCAGGCAGCAACUUCGCGGCGGCCGCGGCGGCCAACCAGUGCCGGAAUCUGAUGGCUCAUCCCGCAUCCCUGCCUGCCCCCAGCGCCGCUGCCUACACGUCGAGCGAGGCGCCCGCCUCCGGCAUGGCCGCGCCAGCUGACAAGCAGUGCAGCCCGGCCGGGCAGAGCUCGCCGGGGGCCGCCCUGCCCUACGGCUACUUUGGCAGCGGCUACUACCCCUGCCGCAUGACCCACCACAACGCCAUCAAGUCCUGCGCCCAGCCCGCCUCCACCUUCCCCGCCUCCACCUUCGCCGACAAGUACAUGGACACGUCGGUCUCCGGCGAGGACUUCACGUCCCGGGCCAAGGAGUUCGCCUUCUACCAGGGCUACGCCGCCGGCCCCUACCAGCCCGUGCCGGGCUACCUGGAUAUGCCCGUGGUGCCCACCAUCGGCGGGGCCGGCCGGCCCGCCGCCGAGGGCCCGGGCGACCCCCGGCACGAGCCCCUGCUCCCAAUGGAGAGCUACCAGCCCUGGGCCAUCCCCAAUGGUUGGAACGGGCAAGUGUACUGCCCCAAGGAGCAAGCCCAGCCCCCCCACCUCUGGAAGUCCACGCUGCCGGACGUGGUUUCGCAUCCCUCGGAUGCAAACUCGUACAGACGUGGGAGGAAGAAGCGAGUGCCUUACACAAAGGUUCAGUUAAAAGAACUCGAAAGGGAAUAUGCAACAAAUAAAUUCAUUACCAAGGACAAACGGAGGAGGAUAUCGGCCACCACAAAUCUGUCAGAGAGACAGGUCACAAUUUGGUUCCAAAACAGACGGGUCAAAGAGAAAAAAGUCAUCAACAAAUUGAAGACUACCAGUUAA
Molecule: messenger RNA, 949 nt
Organism: Alligator sinensis (Chinese alligator)
Lineage: Eukaryota; Metazoa; Chordata; Crocodylia; Alligatoridae
Gene: HOXA13
Product: homeobox A13
Biological process (GO): regulation of transcription by RNA polymerase II
Molecular function (GO): RNA polymerase II cis-regulatory region sequence-specific DNA binding; DNA-binding transcription factor activity, RNA polymerase II-specific
Source: RefSeq, a predicted model, not a curated record